This is a messenger RNA of Cajanus cajan (pigeon pea), 2666 nucleotides long. RefSeq lists its product as uncharacterized. Lineage: Eukaryota; Viridiplantae; Streptophyta; Magnoliopsida; Fabales; Fabaceae. The record is from RefSeq and is a predicted model, not a curated record.
UGAAUUUGGACAAAACACUACGCGAAACGGAAGGCAGAGGAAUCGAGCUUCAUGCCAACGUUGAGCUGAGCACUUGACUUCUUCUUCCUUUCGCCAUUGCAUUGCAUAAUCUCUCACACGUGCCACAAAAACUACCAUUCUUUUCUUCACCAUAAAAAAAACAGAGACACACACACAUACACUUUCUUUUCCCUUUUUCAUUUUCCUUAACAGGCAGAGAGAAACAGAGCAAGAGAAUAUAUACAUAAGCCUAAAAAAGAAUGUCAUGGGUGAGAUCGGCGGUAAACAGAGCGGUGGAAGGCGGCCCAACCAAUCUCCGACGCGCCGUUCGCACCUACACAGACUCCGUCGUGCUCCAUGCAAGCAACGCCGUCGUCGGUGGCGCCAGAAUCAUCCACGACCGCAUUGCGUCUCGGAACAUGCAAAGUUUUAGGCACACUGUAAAACGAUUGGAAGAACUUUCUGUUUCUUGUAGAGGGAUAGAGAGAGUUCAGUUGCUAAGAAGGUGGCUGGUUGCGCUUAAAGAAGUUGAGAGACUCACUGCUACCUUCACUGACACCAAUGCAAAAUAUUCAGAGCCAGACAACCAGUUUCUUUAUGAUGAAUUCAAAGAUUCACCUAUACAACAACCCACUUUGAUUUACUAUGUAGACCCUGGUGUUGAGGGUGAGCCAAAAAAUUUCCGCGAUGUCUUUCUUUCCAGUCAAGCUCUUGAGGGCAUAACUCUCUCAAUGAUUCUUGAUGCACCAAAUGAGGAAGAAGUUUCAAUACUUUCGGAGAUAUAUGGGCUUUGUAUUAAAGGAGGAAAGGAAGAACAUACUGCCUUGUUAUCCAGUGUACAGGAUUUGGCAAAAGCAUUUUCUGGAUAUGAAGAUGAAGUGCUGGCAAAGCGAGAAGAGUUGCUUCAAUAUGUCCAAAGUGCAAUUUCAGGGCUGAAAAUAAAUGCUGAUCUUAUGAGAAUAGAAGUUGAAGCAUGCAAUCUGAAGGAAAAAAUUGAGAAUAUGAAGGCAAUCAACCAAGAUAGAAAUUUUGUAAAAUCACCUAAGGAGACAACUGCUGUAGCAAUAGAGGCUCUUGAUGAGGCUAUGGUAAAAAUUCAAACGUGUUCUAAGUUGGAGGAACUCUUACUGAAAAAGAAAUACUUUAGCUAUGGUGAUUCUCCACAACUUCAUUCUGAAAAGGUUGAAAAAUUGAAAAUUUUAUCAGAGUCUCUUGCGAAUUCUACCACAAAAGCUGAGAAUCGCAUUUCAGAAAACAGAUCUCAUAAAGAAGAAGCACUUCAUUUUCGUACAACUAAAGCUAAGGAGGUUAGCCAAGUUGAGAAGGAAUUAGCCGAGGAGAUUGGAGAACUUGAGGAGCAGAAAAAUGAUCUUGAAGACAGACUGAGAAAGGUCAACACGUUGUUAACAUCUGCACGUGUACGCCUCCACAAUGCAAGAGAAGAAAGAGAUCAGUUUGGUGAAGCAAGCAAUGAAAUUGUAGCACUUUUAAAAACAAAGGAAGAUGAGAUGGUGCGGGCCAUUACUUCUUAUACAGUGGAAGCUAAUGUUGUUGGUAAAUGGAUCAAAUUUCUAGAGAGCACAUGUGUCUUCCAAACUUCACAUACAAAGAGCAAGGAGGAGCAGGUCAAUGCCGAGCUGGAGAGAUGUGGAGAUCGUUUUGUGAAUUUGGUGGUUCAUCUUCUGUAUUCGUACAAGGAAAAUUUGGGUUUAUCUGUUAUUCAAAUAAGAGUACUUGUGGAAAAUUUAAGAUCCAGUCCAGGGUUAGCAAUAUCAUCGGCAGUAGAUAUUGAAGGUUCGAAAGUAACAAAUCCAAGGAGAAAGCUUGAAGAAGAAUAUUUAGAUAUUGAAUCCAAGUUUUUUGCCACUCUGAAUAUAGUGGACACCAUGAAGAAGCAGUUUCACAUUCAAAAGGAAGGCAUUUUUAGAAAAGACAACGACAAGGUCACAGAACUAUUUGAUGCCAUUGAGAAAAUAAAAGACGAAUUUGAAUCUAUUGAGAGGCCACAACUAGAACUUGAGAUUCCAACUGAUAGGUCAGAAACACCACCAAGUAAAAUAACCUCCAGAAUUCCUUCACCUCCCUCAACGGCUAAUAAAUACAAGCAAGAUGGAGUCAUCAACUCUCCCUCUAUGACUGCAAGAUCACAAAUAGAAAUAGAACUUGAUAAAUUAAGCGAUGACUCAGAAGAAGAGAUAAGUGAAUGGGAGUUUGAUGCUCUUGACAAAGAUCGUCUCAACAGGAGUUGAAUAACAAGAAUAUAGACCAAAAUCACUGAUGUUGUAAAAAGAAUGAUAUCAAAAGGCAUCACUGUUCAGUGUCUUGGGAAGACUGUGAUUUUGGCUUACUCCAUUACUCAGAUAACUAAGUUGUUCACUCAACGGAUGUACAUGAAACAGCUUUGGUCCAGAUAGUUGUAUUUGUACCAUAUUCAUCGUUGAUGAAAUGUAGAUAGAUAUAUUUAACCAUGUAACUUUCCUAGAUAAGCCUUGUUUGUGUAACAUUUUUGUCAGUGAGAAAAUUCUUUUUUAUUAUCAUUUAGAAAUGUUGACAUAAUAGACUAGUAACAAGCUGUUUUGUACCUGGCAUGGUAUUGAGGAUUUGGGGUCAUGUACAAUACAAAUAUACGGCUCCAAUUACCUGCAUUUAUGAUUAUUGACCACGUU